AUGUUGCCAAUAAAAUACAGGGCGCAGAAGGACCAUCUACCAGCCGAGCACAAGAACACCGAAGUGCUAUAUGCCAUCAAGGCCCUGAAAAAAGAACACGUUUUGGAAAAGGGCAAUUUGGACAGUGUCUUCCAUGAGAAGGAAAUCCUCCAGACGGUAAGUUCUUCUAACCACCCGUUCCUGGUGUCAUUACAUGGAACCUUCCAGACGGCGUCUCACCUGUUCUACGUCAUGGAAUAUCUACCUGGAGGUGACAUGUUUGACUUCAUAAGAUCAGUGGAACUAGAAGAACCGGACGUCAUGUUUUACACCGCAUGCGUUGUCCUUGGCCUGGAGGCAUUACAUCAGCUUGGCAUUGUCCAUAGAGAUCUAAAGCUGGAGAAUUUGCUGUUGGACCGGGAUGGCUACCUUAAGAUCGUAGACUUCGGCCUCAGCAAAGACAGAUUUGGAUACAGCGACCGCACGAACACCGUGUGCGGAACAAGAACAUACAUGGCCCCUGAGAUCUAUCUGAAACUUGGAUACGGCAUGGCCGCUGACUGGUGGGCCCUAGGAAUUACUGUUUACAUCAUGCUCCUGUAUGAGGUAAGCACAAUUCCUAUAUUAUCAACUUACAUUGGGGAAUCAUUGCCAUUGGUGUUUUAUAAUGUGACUAAACAUAGUGUAAUAAUAUUAUUUAUAUAUACGUAUAACACUCAUUAUAAUCUCAAUAUUUACAAGCAUAACUACCUAUACUCUCAGAAAUAAUAUAGCAUGAAUAUUACUCUGUUUGGCUUCCCCUUAUCAUUUAUAUAAGAAAUACCCCCAUGGCGCUGUACUAAGAAAUGGUAUCUGUAUGACCAGCUGCACAUGAGAGAUGUAGUUCAGUAAAAAAUCUUUUAGUUGUUUCACUAAAGGAAUAAUUAUUCACUUUCUCAGUUACCAUUCAACAACAAGGAUCCGGUUGAGCAAAUGAGUAGCAUCCUUUAUGAUAACAUCGAGCUGCCGGAAGACCUAUCAGAGGAUGCCUGUACUCUAAUACAAAACGUAAGUUGGAAAAUUGCUUGUAUUUCCUGGGUGGACACUUUCCCAAUAGAAUAAUAAAAUAGACAUAAGAAUUAAAACAUUAAUGAUUUAACAACAAUGUUUGAUUUAUUUUUUGUAGCUGUUAGAGAAAGAUCCUGAAUUUCGCCUCGGUUCGGGUGACGCCGGGGCAGAAAUGAUUAAAGAGCACCCCUUCUUUAAAGUAAGUUUCUAUUCCAUUCCUUUUGAUUUACAGACAGAAAAGCACUAAUGAAUAUUGAUAAAUUCUUCAUGUUUAAUGUAAUUGUAGCUUUACUUUUCCGUACUUUUUGGACCAGAUACUCAUUGUGAAAUAUCACCUAUCUUUUAGGAUAUGGACUGGGACCAUCUGUUGCAGAGAAGGAUUACGGCUCCAUAUGUACUGGGCAACGAAGACCUGGAGAGCCAAGAGAACCCUGGAUGCCAAGCUCCAGCACUGCCACCAACUGCUGCAAGGAUUCCAUCAGAGCUGCAAGAGGCAUUCAGAGGAUUCUGAAAGAACAACAAUAACACCUGAAUGAACAUCUGAUAAGUAGACGGAAUAGAUGGGGAGGGUGGAGGGCCAGUCCAUAUCCAUAUAAGAAGUCCAUUCAUAUAAAGUGAUGCUCGGGUGUCCCACCUCAAUAAGUUCUGAGUAGGCUAAUAUAGGAAUAGUCUUCUCACACUUUGUAGAAUAUUCUAAAACCUCACCUGUAUAACAGACAAGUAAGUUUUAGUGUAAGGUGAGAAACAAACAGUGUAUUUUCACACCAACAGCUGACACUGUAACAUCCUGCCUGGUAGAAUUUAAAUUUUCUGCAGCACUGAAUGGGCAGGAGGGAAAACAGGACCAGAUGAUCCAUACCACUUUUUCUUCUAAAAUGUCUUUUCUCUCCAUUUAGACUCCUGUUCAUAACCCUGGCUCUGGGUUAGAUACAUCAGUAACUCUUAAACUUUCCAGGGGAUUUAUUUCUUCUUUAUCUGGUGCACAUCCACUCCUGUGGUCUUAGGCCUACCCUGGUUAAGAUUAUAUAACCCACAUAUUAAUUGGGAUUAAGGGUUUAACUACAGAGCAAGCAGACCAUAAGGUUGCAGAGGGCCAAGUAAAGUCCUAAUUAAUGAACAAUCUUUAUAUAUCUUGGUAGAAAAAGUUAUAUUAUAAAUUAUGGAUAGCACUGGGUUGCAGCCGAUUGAGGUGUCAGGUAAAUUACAGGGCCUCUACAAAUUUGUGGCACGUGAUGAUCAUGAUAAUUCAUCUUGCCUACUGAUGAGUUCAUCUCUCCUUCUGAUGCCACAAAGUUAUUUUUUCUACUGACACCUCAUUAGCUGCCCUUGCUAUCUGUUUUUUUGGACAAUAUUUCAGAUUUUGCUAGUUUAUUAGGUCUCCCUGAAAUCUUUUCUUAGUAUGGGCUCCAGAUUUUUUGUAAAGUGAUUUUUGCAUGUUUAGGGUGUUUACUUGCAGUUGAAAAUAGUUAUGGUUUGCUGAUAGAUGGGACAGUUUGCAUUUCAAUACAAAUCAACUAUUAUCUAACUAUUAUCUACUUAUCAACUCAAUUCAAUGCUAAUUGUAGUCUUUCUAUCUAUUAUGGAUAUUAAUUAGUACUGAGCUGAAGGCAUAACAGUGAAAGGAACAGGGAACUCGAGAUAAACAGGGAACUUGAUUGAACUGACAAUGUACUGAGGCUAUCUUUAUUUUUGGGGCGUCAGAUCAUAGUGGGGAACAGGUAAAUUACCUUGGGGGCUGUAUCAAGCCUGCGGACCGUAGUUUGGGGAUGCCUGGCUUCCAUUAACAGCGAGCGUGACCAUACUUGGCGUCACCUCUUUGGCUAAUGCAAACUUUAUUGUUAGCAUCUCAAAUGCUCACAACUCCAUGCAGAUGAAAUGAAAGGGCCGAAAGAUGCUCAACUAAAUAAAUAAAAGUAAGUAGAAUAUAUUUGGGGCUAAAUUGG
Molecule: messenger RNA, 2969 nt
Organism: Xenopus tropicalis (tropical clawed frog)
Lineage: Eukaryota; Metazoa; Chordata; Amphibia; Anura; Pipidae
Product: serine/threonine-protein kinase N2-like
Exons: 6
Coding region: 1-747 (248 amino acids)
Molecular function (GO): kinase activity; protein serine/threonine kinase activity; transferase activity
Source: RefSeq, a predicted model, not a curated record